AUGUUUGUAAAUAAUGAUACUAAUACGUCAUCGAUACCGAAUAAACUAUCGUUUAUAUCACAAAUAAAAAGUCAUUUUGUUAAACAUCAUAAAAAAGCAUUAUCCGUUUCAUCGAUAAAUAAUAAUUCAAGUGAAUUACCAUCAUCAGAGGAUUAUACAUUGGAGGAUAAUCUUAAUCGAUUACACGACAAUGAAAUAACGAUACGAUCAUCAAAACAAUCUAUACAAAAAACUGAUCUAUGGGACAUAAAGUGAGUAUUGUUCGUAAAUCAAGGUCAAUUUAAUGAUGAAAAGACCGGAAAAAAGAAACAUGUUUUCGAACAGGUAUUUCUUAUGGAAAAAUAUUGAUAAAUAAUUAUUUUGGAUUAAAUAU
Molecule: messenger RNA, 373 nt
Organism: Didymodactylos carnosus
Lineage: Eukaryota; Metazoa; Rotifera; Eurotatoria; Philodinida; Philodinidae
Source: the annotation of a GenBank genome assembly